AUUUCGGUGGGGGCGCUGGGAUUGAUCCUCUUCGCAGACGAGGAAACCGAAGCAAAUCCCUUUGCCCUCUCUCAGCCCAUUUCUUCAUCUGUAAGAAUGGAAUUGGAAGUCACACGUUUUGAACUCCUGAACCCAAGCUCUUAAAAACCAUGCCCUCUUGCUUUCAUACAACUGCAAUGAUGCCAUUGAUGAUGGAGACACGUGAUGAAUGUCAGGUUCCAGGAGCCAUUCCAGAACAGUGAUGCUCUUUGUGUGAAACGAGCGGCAUGUCUCUGCAGUGCACCAAGUCGGCGGGACUCUGGAAGAUCGUGGUGUGGGAUGAGGAGGGCUUCCAGGGCCGGCGGCAUGAGUUCACGGCUGAGUGCCCCAGCGUGCUGGAGCUUGGCUUCGAGACUGUUCGAUCUUUGAAAGUGCUGAGUGGCGCGUGGGUGGGUUUUGAGCACGCCGGCUUCCAAGGGCAGCAGUAUGUGCUGGAGCGGGGUGAGUACCCAUCCUGGGAUGCGUGGAGCGGCAACACGUCCUACCCCGCCGAGCGGCUCACCUCCUUCCGGCCAGUGGCCUGCGCUAACCACCGCGACUCGAGGCUGACCAUCUUCGAGCAGGAGAACUUCCUGGGCAGGAAGGGAGAGCUGAGUGAUGAUUACCCCUCCCUCCAGGCGAUGGGCUGGGAUGGCAAUGAAGUGGGCUCCUUCCACGUCCACUCGGGGGCCUGGGUUUGCUCCCAGUUUCCUGGCUACCGAGGUUUUCAGUACGUGCUGGAGUGUGACCACCACUCAGGCGACUAUAAGCACUUCCGGGAGUGGGGCUCUCACGCCCAGACCUUCCAGGUGCAGAGCAUCCGAAGGAUCCAGCAGUGAGCCGAGGGGUCGGCGCUGAGCAGGGGACGUGUGCUUGUCUGGAACAGAGGAACCGCGGACGCUGUUGACUGCUCUCUCCUCUUCCUGCCCCGUAACCCGUAUGCACCCGUUAACCCUGUGGGCCAGUCCAUGCACAGUCAGCACGAAAAACUAAAAGUAAUACUAAAAUAAAAGGCCUAGUGUUA
Messenger RNA from Bubalus bubalis (water buffalo), 1042 nucleotides. RefSeq names its product crystallin beta A4 (gene CRYBA4). Gene Ontology annotation, biological process: visual perception; lens development in camera-type eye. Gene Ontology annotation, molecular function: structural constituent of eye lens. The transcript is spliced from 7 exons. Lineage: Eukaryota; Metazoa; Chordata; Mammalia; Artiodactyla; Bovidae. The coding region runs from base 267 to 857 and encodes 196 amino acids. The record is from RefSeq and is a predicted model, not a curated record.